Molecule: messenger RNA, 2724 nt
Organism: Monosiga brevicollis MX1
Lineage: Eukaryota; Choanoflagellata; Craspedida; Salpingoecidae
Exons: 14
Coding region: 1-2724 (907 amino acids)
Biological process (GO): protein phosphorylation
Molecular function (GO): protein kinase activity; protein binding; ATP binding
Source: RefSeq, a predicted model, not a curated record
AUGGCGGUUUCUCCACAUGUCGGGCUGGCAAAGCACUUGGUUGUCCUGGCUGUGCUUCUGCAAAUAGCACUGGGAAGCCAAAACUUCAACGUCUGGACCGGGGCAGUACCAACCAUUCAUGCUCCCUCGGCGCGUGUGGGCGCCGUCUUGGUUGAACUAGACGGAGCCUUCCACGCGUGCACACAGUGGCACCCAGGUCGUGAGAGCAUUGCCUGUUUUGGUGGUCUAUCCCUUGACCCACUCACCCAGACCAUCCGCGCACUCGACUCAACCGUUGUGGUCGGCCUGACUGCGGAUAUCGCUGUGGUGGAAAUCAAUGCUAGCCGAGUUAACGCACCUCUUGCUCGCUUUGGGCACGGUCUAACACGUCUCAACGCACCAAACACGGACGCCAGCAAUGCUGCAGAUGGUUCAGAGGACAGUGGAAGCUGCUUGGUUGUAUCCGGCGGUCUCGACCUGCAGAGUAACGGCCAACAAGUGUUGCCCAGCCGCUCCUUCGAACUUCAAUGUGGCUCCAUCUUUGCCCCAUGGCAUCCCCUGAUCGCCUCUGGGGGAACUGAGCCCGCACCACGCUUUGCACACGUCGCGCAAGCACUGAACGGCACGCACAUGGUUGUCAUGGGCGGGUGCGACCAGACUAGCUAUCAUUGUCAAGCCGCCAACUUUCGUGCGGACGUCUGGGUCUUACGUCUACAAGCUUCCACUGCUGGAAGCCCUCCUCUAGGGCUCUGGCAUCGGCUCAGUCUGACCAUUCCAGCAGCAGGCGGGCAGCUUUUUUCCCAUUUCUGGGCUUUUGAUGCUGAAUUGGAGCAGCUUUACUUGCUGGACAAUUCGGAUGAGGAUUUGAUUGAUUUCCGUGUCCUCACCUUCCAUGGCUCAGACGCCAGCGCCCAGACCAUGACAGCGGCCCCUUCCAGCAUGCGGCCUGCUGCUCGUCAAGGGUUUGCGUCGGUCUUUUUUCAAGACAACUUCCUGUUGUUUGGCGGCUAUAGCGGCCUCAGCUACUUGAAAGAUGCUCUUGCCUUUGCGCCUCAGGGGCGAUUUUGGGUAACGGCCAUCGAUGAAAGCGUUCCAGGCGUGCAGGCCAUCGGUGCCGCCGUUACGCUGCAUCCGGAUCGAAGGACCAUGACGCUGAUUGGGGGGCGACAAGACGAUGGGCGGGCCGUGAAUGGGCUCUGGGAACUUGCCGUUAACGAUAUGGUGUGGACAUUGGCUGCACCUUCUUUGCAAAGCAGUAUGGGCGAGGAUCUGUCCUCCACUUCGACCUCUUUGGUGGACAGCGACCACUUUCUUCUGUUUGGAGGCAUGAAUACGUCCUGGGACGUAGUCAAGCCUCACUCAUCCCUGCUUCUGGUUCAUUUCAGCGGUGCUAAUGUGACUGAGGUGCAUUUCGACGAAGGGCCUUCCGGACGCGCUGGUCAUCAGAUGGCCCUUUUGGGUCCUCAAGGACAACGGCAGUUGGUCAUUGCCGGCGGGUGGCAGUAUCUCGACCAGCUCAACCUCAACGCCAGCCUAGUUCAUGACGACGCCUGGGUGGCUUCCUGGCCGCCCACAGACCAGGCCGUCACUUUUGAGCGCCUACCCGACUGUUCAUGGGGAGGGCUUGCGAGUGGUGCUGCGCUGGAGUUGAACAUCAACGUUACAGGUCUAUUGCUCUUUGGAGGCUAUUCGCGAAGAUUGGGCCGUAUCGACACGGAAGGACGCCUGCUGUUGUCAACCAAUGGUGCUUGGACUUGCGAGACCAUCAGCACAAGUGUGGCACGCCCGCAAGUGUUCUUCUCUGCGUCGGCUCAGACGGCCAGUGAGAAGCUGAUGGUGUAUGGCGGUCUUCGGCUGGCUGAAGACGGAGCGUGGGAGACGAGUUCUGAAUUGUGGUUGGGCGAGUAUGAUCAUGGCACCAAAUUUCUUCGUUGGCUCCUCAUCUCUGAGUCGGCCCUUGCCGGUCACUUUGGUUCGACCGCGACUGUUGCAAGUCUCGGAUCUUACGAUGUAUUCCUGCUCUUCGGCGGCGGAACCGUUGCCAAGGACCGCGUUUCCAUGGAUAUGGUGCAAGCCCGGUUGACAUUGGGUUGCCCUUCUGGCUAUUUUGCCGAGGACUUCCAAAAAGACAGAUGUCUUCCCUGUCCAGAGGGAACCUAUGCUUCAGAAGCUGUCCUCGCCACGAUCGGGGCCUGGCUGUAUUUCCGUGUGCACCAUCGCUUUUCGAGCUUGAUCUCCGUCCAGGAAUUGCAAGAGCGACUCAUUGAAGAAUCUAACCUCCAACUCGACGAGUUGAAGCGCGCCUGGGAAAUCAAGGCGGAGGAUAUUCACUUUCUCGACAGUCUUGAUCAGGGCUCCUACGGUGAAGUUUGGCGAGCACAGUGGCAGGAUCGUAUUGUGGCUGUCAAAAAGCUGAAGCAUUCCGUCAUGAUGAUGGAUUCGGCGGCCGUCAAAAUGUUCAACGAAGAGGUGCAUCUGAUGCGGUCUAUUCGCAAUGUCAACGUGGUGUUUUUCUACGGCGCUGGCUUGUUGGGAGAUUCACCCUUCUUGGUUACCGAGUACUUGGCACGUGGCUCACUGCAAAGCGUUUUGGCGAGUGAUAUGCCCAUUACCUGGCAACGGCGCUUGAAAUUGCUGCACGACACCGCAUCGGGCAUGGUGUACUUACAUGCCCUCAAGCCACGACGCAUUCAUCGAGAUCUCAAGGUGCACAAGCAUUUCAUCAUUGUUUGCCUGGUUGCCUGA